GGGCGUGUCCCCGCAGCGGGAAGCGGGCAGCGGGAGCGGCGGGAAUUCCCGGACGAUGCCCCCCGGCCGCUGAAUUUGGGGACAGCGACAUCGCCGGAGGGACAGAUGGCGACAGCCGGCAAGGGCAGCAAGGGGAAGGGGCCAGCGGUGCGCUUCACCCCCGAGGGGACGCAGGGCCAGCAGCAGGAGGGGACACAGGGCCACGUGCACUUCCAGGAGCAGCUGCACGACUCGGCCGUGAUGGUGACACAGGACAAGGACGGCCACUUCCUGGUCAAGGUGGGAUUCCUGAAGAUCCUGCACAAGUACGAGAUCACCUUCGUGCUGCCCCCCGUGCCCAGCCUGGGCAAGGACAUUUGUCCCCUCCCUGUCCCCAACCCCAACCUGCGCAUCGUCAGUGUCACCUCCCUGCCCGAAGGGCACAGCGUGCGCUGCGAGUACAUGGCGCACAAGGAGGGCGUGCUGAAGGAGGAGCUGCUGCUGGCCGGACACAGUCCCGGCCACAUCAAGGUCACCGUGCAGGCCCGGGUCAUGGACCGUCACCACGGGACGCCGAUGCUUCUGGACGGGGUGCGCUGCAUGGGAGCCGAGCUGGAGUACGACUCAGAGCAGAGCGAGUGGCACGGCUUCGACUGACCCCAGAGCCCACCCCGGGGCACCCCAAAGUCCCCAGAGCACAGCAUGGUCCCCAAAGCGGGCAGAGGGGGGGACCCCGCUCAUUGCUGCUGCUGCUGCUGCUUCGCCCUCACCCCGCAGCCCCGUGUUGGGGGUUUUGGGGGAAUUGUGCCUCUUGGGGUGGGAAUUUUUCCCUCUUUUCUGGGGUGGGGGAGGAAUUUUGCCUGUGGAAUGUGGGGCAGGAGUGGGGAGUCCCCAGUGGCUUCGGGGUUGGGGCUGUGUCCCCCUGCCGUGUCCCCCUGCCAUGUCUUUGUGUUGCUGCCAGCACCUCUUUUUUGGGGUUUUUGUUUGUUUUUUUUUCUCAGAUUUUUUUCCUGUUUUUUUUUCUCUGUUUUCCCAUUUUUUUUCCUCAUGGUACCAGGACCAGGAGCAGUUUCAGGAGGUUUUAUGUGCCUACAAAUAUAUAUAUAUAUAUAUAUA
Molecule: messenger RNA, 1095 nt
Organism: Melospiza melodia melodia
Lineage: Eukaryota; Metazoa; Chordata; Aves; Passeriformes; Passerellidae
Gene: ADISSP
Product: adipose secreted signaling protein
Exons: 6
Coding region: 106-636 (176 amino acids)
Source: RefSeq, a predicted model, not a curated record